AUGCCCUGCUUCAAAGGGCUCGCCGUGAGCAUUCAUACCCCGGAUGGCCCCAUCUCCGAAUACUCCAUCCAGCGUCAUUCGAGAGCGUCGCGGAUAGGUUGCUUCAUCCCGGUGCCCCCGCCCAAAGUCCCCGACUCCGCCAAGGGCAAGGCCGAACAGUCUACCUUUGCCAUUUCGAUUACCCUCCUCAAUCCCGGCCAGGAUGUCCCUUAUUCCACUCCCAAACCCACACCGGAUAGUCCCUCUCCUAAGCCGAAGGUCGUCGGAGGCUUGCCCAGCCAGACCGGUGAGCGCGGCCAGUAUUCCGGGGCCGUCGCGCCAUACCAGGCGUUAACCAACUCCCCCAACGAAACGGUGGCAGCCUACAUCUACUUCGAUGGCAGACAGAAGGAAGAGGUAGCUACAUUGCUGCGGAGAGGAGAGGAGACCUGGGUGAACUCGCGGUGGGUCAGCGUGCCCGACUCCGAGGGCGGCGGGAUUGCUGAGCGCGAGUUUCUAUUCCGCGAAGUCGGGUUGGAGCGCUGGCUGAACGGUUUGGAUCUGGAGGGCAAAGACGCAGCCGCCAAGAUCGAGCGGCGACGACAGAAGAUGGAGAGGCGUCGCCCUCAAAACCCAAGACCAUCAUGCGCUAUGGAAAUGAUGAGAAGGAUCCCCCUGGAGAAUGUCUCCGACGAUGAUCUCUCUUCGGAUUCCGACGAUGACGACCCGAUCCCCGAGACCGCUGGUCAGAUUAAGGUCGCCUUGUUCCGUGUUUUGGCAUCCGGAGAGAUCAAGCGUGGUGAAUACUCGCCGCAGUUCGACGCACAUGACGACGAUGAAGGUGGAGGGGAUAAUGGUGGAGGGGAUGCUGACGUCGAUCAUACGACGAGUUUCGCGAAGCCCAAGACACUAGAUCCCAAAUCUAUCAGCACGCAGACGGUCACAGGCAUUGACCCGACUGAUAAGCCUUACGCGACGUUUACGUUUAUGUAUCGCGGUGAACGGCAACUGCAGAAGAUGGGCAUCAAGAAGGACCCCAAGGCACCGGAAACACCCGCCACGAAGCGGAAAUCUCUACAGGCCGAUUUUUCCAAUCUUGGGCCCCUCAAGCCCGGGGGUACAGUGGGAUUCUUGAAUUUCCGAGAACAAGAAGCUGGUCGCAAAGGCAAAAAGGGUGACGACGAAAUGGACAGUGAUGAUGACGACACCGACAACCCCAUCUUGGGCAAAGCUGAUGAUGAGGAAGACAAAGAGGACAACAAGCUCCUGUCUUCUGACGAUAUUAAGCGCCAAGGAGAGCUGGAAGAGGGUGUCCGCAAGAUUCGCCUCAAGCGCGAACGCUCUGCGGAGCCGGGUUCAAGUAAUGCCGAGAAAGCUGCCGACACCUUGGGCUCUGGAACCACACCCCCUGCGAUGGAGCGCUCCAUUACACCCCCGAAGAUGAAAGCGGAGACAGAAACACCCGAAAAGCCUCAGGCCAGCGCCGACGCAGUGGAUGGUUUCCUGGGUAGCCCGCUGAAGAAGCAGCGCGCAAGCGUCUCAACAGCAGACGAAAAUGCCCUCCGUCGUCGCAUCGCAGAGUCCUCCGGCCGAAUUAACGAAGUGCUGGGAUCAGGCUCAAACGAGAACAAAGCAGCCACUGGAUCUUUUGGCGACAAGCUGGACGACGCGCCGGCCAAGUCGGAAAACGUUGACGAAGAGCUCUGA
Molecule: messenger RNA, 1686 nt
Organism: Penicillium atrosanguineum
Lineage: Eukaryota; Fungi; Ascomycota; Eurotiomycetes; Eurotiales; Aspergillaceae
Exons: 4
Coding region: 1-1686 (561 amino acids)
Source: RefSeq, a predicted model, not a curated record